Molecule: messenger RNA, 651 nt
Organism: Cinara cedri
Lineage: Eukaryota; Metazoa; Arthropoda; Insecta; Hemiptera; Aphididae
Source: the annotation of a GenBank genome assembly
AUGGGUUUACCUUCUGCGGUGUUAACGUUUGAACCUCAUCCAUUAUUUGUUUUAUUUAAUAAAAAUCACUUUAAGUUGAUAGAUCAAGAGCAUAAAGUUAGACUAAUUAAUAGUCAUGGUAUAGAUUAUUUAUAUGUCAUUGGCUUUGAUAAAGGUUUCUCUCAAAUCAGCUGUGAUGAGUUUGUAGGUGAGAUUUUAGUAGGUAAGUACAAUGCUAAACAUAUAGUUGUUGGAAAAAACUGUACUUUUGGUAAUAAAAGGUUAGGUAACAUAUCAACACUCAGGAAAUAUACUGAUGUAUAUGGGUAUUCUCUGACUGAAUUAGAACCAUUGAUGAUUAAUGAUAAAAUUUGUUCUUCUUCUCUGAUUAGAGAAUAUCUACAAAGUGGAGCGUUAGAAGUUGCUAAUAGCUUGCUUGGUAUGCCAUACCAAAUUUCUGGCGUAGUGAUCAAGGGUGCUUGUAGAGGCAGAAAAAUAGGAUUUCCAACUAUAAAUAUACCUAUAGAAGAUUGCAUGAUAAAAGUAAAAUUUGGUACAUACUAUGCAAAAAUAGCAUUUUCUAAUUAUGACCAAAAUUGGCUAUAUGGAGUAGUUAACAUUGGUAUGAGUAAAGGUUUAUUGCUGUUCUUUAUUAAUAUCUUAUGCAUUUAA